Molecule: messenger RNA, 2868 nt
Organism: Acaromyces ingoldii
Lineage: Eukaryota; Fungi; Basidiomycota; Exobasidiomycetes; Exobasidiales; Cryptobasidiaceae
Product: FTHFS-domain-containing protein
Exons: 3
Coding region: 1-2868 (955 amino acids)
Biological process (GO): tetrahydrofolate interconversion
Cellular component (GO): cytosol
Molecular function (GO): ATP binding; methylenetetrahydrofolate dehydrogenase (NADP+) activity; methenyltetrahydrofolate cyclohydrolase activity
Source: RefSeq, a predicted model, not a curated record
AUGGCCUCGCUUCCAGGACAGACGGCCGCUGGCGGCGCCAAGAUCAUCGAUGGAACUGCACUGGCCAAAUCCGUUCGUAAGAGCGUGGCCGAUCGUGUGGCCGCCCUCAAGGCGCAGUCGGCCUCGUUCCAGCCCAACCUUGUCAUCGUCCAGGUGGGCGAGGACAGUGCAUCGUCGACCUACAUUCGCAUGAAGCGUCUGGCCGCCGAGGAGUGCGGCAUGCGCUUCCAGCACAUCCACCUGCCUGCCGGCUCCUCGGAGGCGGCCAUAGUCAAGAAGGUCACUGAGCUCAACGAGGACCCUGCUGUCGAUGGCGUCCUCGUCCAGCUCCCUCUUGGCGACCACAUCAAGGCCGAUGGAGAGCGGAGAGUGACCGAGGCCGUGAGCCCGGAAAAGGACGUUGACGGCUUCCACGCCCUCAACAUCGGCCACCUGUCGUCCAAGGCAUGCAACCCCCUCUUCCUGCCCUGCACCCCGGCCGGUGUCAUCAAGCUCCUCGAAGAGGCCGGCAUUCACGACAUGUCGGGCCUGCGUGCCGUCGUCAUUGGACGUAGUGACAUUGUGGGCAACCCAGUCAUGAGCCUGCUCCGGUCCCGCAACUGCACCGUGACCCAGGUCCACUCCAGGACUCGCGACCUCGCAGCGCACCUGGCCGAGGCCGACAUUGUCGUCGCAGCCAUGGGCAAGGCACAGUUUGUCAAGGGCGAGUGGCUCAAGAAGGGCGCAAUCGUCAUCGACGUCGGCACCAACUACAUCCCCGACCCAUCCAAGAAGAGCGGGCAGCGGCUCGUGGGCGACGUCGAUUUUGACUCGGCCUCGAGCGUGGCCCAGGCCAUCACGCCCGUUCCUGGCGGCGUCGGUCCCAUGACUGUGGCCAUGCUGAUGGAAAACGUGCUGCAGUCGGCGCAGCGCAGGGCCAGCCAGGGUGCCGGUCGGGGCCGAGGCGUGACGACGCCGAACCCCAUCCACAUUCUCGAAAAGGUGCCCGCCGACAUUGAUGUGGCCAGGAGCCAGACGCCCAAGCCCAUCACCCAGGUCGCGCGUGAGAUUGGCCUGCUCAGCACCGAACUCGAGCCUUACGGCGAUGUCAAGGCAAAGGUCGACCUGUCUGUGCUCCAGAGGCUCGCCCACCGCCGCAACGGAAAGUACAUUGUCGUGGCCGGCAUCACCCCGACUCCCCUGGGUGAGGGCAAGUCGACGACAACGAUUGGCUUGGCGCAGGCCCUUGGCGCCCACCUGGGCAAGUCGUGCUUCGCCUGCGUGCGACAGCCUUCCCAAGGCCCCACCUUUGGCAUCAAGGGCGGCGCCGCCGGAGGAGGAUACUCGCAGGUCAUCCCCAUGGAGGAGUUCAACCUCCAUCUCACUGGUGACAUUCACGCCGUCCAGGCUGCCAACAACCUGCUGGCCGCCGCCAUUGACACGCGCAUGUUCCACGAGGCUACCCAAAAGGACGGUCCCCUCUUCGACCGUCUGACGCCCAAGAAAAAGGGCGUGCGGAGCUUUGCGCCCGUCAUGCUCAAGCGUCUCAAGAAGCUGGGCAUCGACAAGACCAACCCAGAUGACCUGACGGAGGAGGAGCGCUCGCGGUGGGCUCGCCUUGACAUUGACCCAGAGACAAUCACCUGGCACCGUGUCACCGACACCAACGACCGCUUCCUCCGUGAGAUCACCGUGGGCCAGGCAGCGACGGAAAAGGGCCAAGCGCGCAAGACUGGGUACGACAUUGCCGUCGCCUCGGAGUGCAUGGCCGUCCUGGCGCUGAGCAAGGACCUCAAGGACAUGCGCGAGCGCCUCGGACGCAUGGUCGUUGCCUCCAGCCGGCAGGGCGAGCCCGUCACGGCAGACGACCUCGGCAUUGGCGGUGCGCUGACGGUGCUCAUGAAGGACUCCAUCAAGCCCAACCUCAUGCAGACGAUCGAGGGUACCCCGGUCUUUGUUCACGCCGGUCCCUUUGCCAACAUUGCCCACGGUAACUCGUCGAUUCUCGCUGAUGCUGUCGCACUCAAGCUGGCCGGCCUCGAGGAGGGUGAGGCAGACGACAAGGCUGGCUACGUCAUCACCGAAGCCGGCUUUGGUGCCGACAUUGGCAUGGAGAAGUUCUGCAACAUCAAGUGUCGCGAGAGCGGCCUGACGCCCGACGCCGUGGUCCUCGUGGCCACUGUUCGCGCCCUCAAGACGCACGGCGGUGGACCAGAGGUCACGCCGGGCAAGCCCCUGUCGGAGGUGUACCUGGAGGAGAACCUCGAAAUUCUCGAAAAGGGCUGCUCGAAUCUCCGCAAGCACAUUGAGAAUGCCAAGAAGUUUGGCCUCAAGGUCAUUGUCGCCGUCAACAAGUUUGCGACGGACACGCAGGCCGAGCUGGACCUCGUCGUCAAGGAGGCUCUCGCCGCAGGAGCCGACGCCGCCGUGCCCUCGAACCACUGGGCGCGCGGUGGCGAGGGCGCCGUGGACCUGGCCAAGAAGGUGAUCGACACGCUCGAGGGCCAGACGCCAGACUUUAAGUUCCUCUACGACCUCAACCUGUCGAUCGAGGACAAGAUCAGGACGAUUGCGCGAGAGAUGUACGGUGCCGCAGACAUCGAUGUCUCUGACUUUGCAAAGGGCCAGAUUGAGACGUACACACGGCAAGGAUUUGGCCAUUUGCCCAUCUGCAUGGCAAAGACACAUCUCUCGCUGAGCCACGAGCCGACGCUCAAGGGCGCGCCCACGGGCUUCACCGUCCCCAUCCGAUCAGUCAAGCUGUCUGCAGGAGCAGGCUUCCUCUACCCGCUCUGCGGCGCUAUGCAGACGAUGCCGGGACUGUCCACGAGACCAGGCUACUACGAGAUCGAUCUCGACGAAAACGGACAAGUGCAGGGUCUCUUCUAG